AUGAUCGCACAAGUCGCUCGUCCUGUCAUCGGCAUUGUUGACCCAUAUCACCCAGCUGCCGUCGAACGGUUGGAAAGCGAUCCAAAUAUUGAUGUCCUGCACCGCGCAAAAUGUGGAUUCGAUACCAUAUACACCAACGCCGAUGCGAUCAUAGUCCGAAGUGAAACUCAGUUUCGACGUGCAGAACUUGGUUCGUUUCAGAAGCUGAAGUACAUUGUGAAACAAGGUGUUGGCGUUGACAAUAUUGACAUUGACGCGGCCAAAGACCUGGGUAUUGCUGUGUACAAUACCCCAGGACUGAAUGGGGAGGCUGUAGCAGAAUUGGCUCUCGCAUUGUCGCUGGGUUUGGCGAGACGGAUUCCCGAAAUUGACCGCGCAACAAGGAAUGGCAAGACAGUUAUUCGCAGUCAGACGCUCGGACGAAGCUUAUUCACAAAAACGCUUGGUAUAGUAGGUAUGGGAAACAUCGGAUCCGCAUUGGCAAAGAAAUGGAUUGGAGCCAUGGAGGGAGAGGUGAUAGCAUUUGACCCGUAUUACAAGGGCGAACCGUGGCCUCAGCUCCUGGGAGAAAAAGCAAAGCGGGUAGAUUCCCUGCAAGAACUGCUUCGUGAAGCGGAUGUGGUAUCUUUGCACGUUCCUUUGACCAAAUCAACAGCGAAGCUCAUAUCAGCUGCAGAGUUCGAUCAGAUGAGGCCGAAUGCUUUGUUGAUAAAUUGUGCUAGAGGUGGUAUCGUGGAUGAAGACGCAUUGUUCCAUGCGCUCUCAGAGGGCAAGAUUGGAGGCGCCGGUCUUGAUGCGACAGAAAUUGAACCUCCAACCAGAGAACAUUAUGACAGAUUCUUGAAUAUGGAGAACAUCAUUCUGACUCCCCACGUUGGCGCAUCAACUGUUGAGAACCAAGCAAGAAGUGGUCUUGCCGUGGUAGAUAUUGUGCUCAAUUUGGUGGGAGGCGAGGAGUGUGGAAAUCGUCUUGUGUAA
Lithohypha guttulata is the source of this 978-nucleotide messenger RNA. RefSeq lists its product as uncharacterized. Lineage: Eukaryota; Fungi; Ascomycota; Eurotiomycetes; Chaetothyriales; Trichomeriaceae. The record is from RefSeq and is a predicted model, not a curated record. The transcript has a single exon. The coding region runs from base 1 to 978 and encodes 325 amino acids. Gene Ontology annotation, molecular function: oxidoreductase activity, acting on the CH-OH group of donors, NAD or NADP as acceptor; NAD binding.